GCAGCGUCGCGUUUUGGAUUUUUCUCUAAUAUGUCGAACAUCAUGGAAACAAGUGACAACGAAAUACUUUUCAUCGUAAAAAGCACGCCCGGUAACCGUCAAAGGGAGCCAACAGAGUCAGAUCCGGUGGUCUCCACAUUGCACAACCGUAAAGUAUACAAAGGAGAUACAACAAUACUGGCCGCAGAGUUUAGCGCCAAGUCAAGCGUUAUUAUCGAGUGGAAGAAGAACGACUUUACAAUAUACAAGGAGUCCCCACAAUAUCACGCUGGACAAAGCAUUCUUAUCAUCAACAACGUUCAACACUGUCAUCAUAAGAAGAAAUACAGUGUUUCUGUGACUGACUCGAAGGGGCGCCGGGUCUCGUCUUCUUCCAAAAUGAAAGUCCGUCGUGACUCUGGCAGCAAGAUCAGCAGUAGCAGCAGCAGUGAUUCUGACGAGUAACGCUAUCCUAUUACAUGUACUUACAACAGGCUUGAUAUCCUGCAAAGAAUCUGCGCGCAGUUUGACACUCAGUAUCUGGUAUCCUUCCAGGCCGUGUGGAUAGCAUGCUCUUCCUCUCUCAAGAAAUCCCCACUUUGGACAUCCUAACAUAAACCUAAGGAUUUAAUUUAUUUGGAACAUGGCCUACUCGUUUCAAAGCCACACAAAUCACUUCUCGUUUUUAUGAACAUUGGGAGCGGAAGGCCGGAGGGUAUGCUUAAAACUUUGAGUUUAUGAAGCUUUGUGUUUUUAUUGUGUCCGUUAUAACUUGCUGGAUUUGUUAACACUUGCUAUUACAAAGCUUUCGUUAUUAAGAAGACUGGAAGAAUACAUUUUCGAACUUACAAUUUAAUUUGCUCUUCAUAGCAAAAUACAAUUACAUAUAACAUGAGAAUAAUUUGUGAGAAAUUUUCAAACAGUGACAAGGAAUUACCAACAAUAACAUUUAUCAAAAAUCCAGACAUUAAUAACUACCGAAUUCAAGAACCAUUCCUCUUAAAAAAUUUUUUUUUCAUUAUAAGUGACUUAUAGACAUGUAGAGGUUGUACUUGGCCUAUGAAAUGACACACGUGUUCAGAAAACUGGUUUCGGUUGGGUUACUAGGAACAUGUAAGUCGAAGCUCUAGUUUAUUUAAAAGUCACUUCCGGGUUCAGCUGCAAAAAUCCAAAGGACGUGUGUCCUUUCCAUUUUCCAUUAACACUCAUCUACUCAAUUCAAUUUUUAUCAACGGUUUUGUUAUAAAAUAUUCCCAUUUGUCACCUGUUUGAACGAUUAUGAAAACAGUAUUGAACUUGCAAAAUUUA
This is a messenger RNA of Acanthaster planci (crown-of-thorns starfish), 1287 nucleotides long. RefSeq lists its product as uncharacterized. NCBI's taxonomy places the organism in Eukaryota, Metazoa, Echinodermata, Asteroidea, Valvatida, Acanthasteridae. The record is from RefSeq and is a predicted model, not a curated record.